AUGAACCACGGCUACCCGCCCCGCGUCAUGGGCGGCCCUCCUCAGCCUGGCCCCAGCCAGCGCCUCAAUGAGCUCCUCGAUAACAUCAGGACCGAGUUUGAGUCAGAGUCCCAGCGCAACGUCGACUACGAAGGCCAAAUCGCCCGCCAUAUCCAAGAGAUCGAGCUGAUCCGCAGCAAGGUCUAUUCGCUAGAGCAGCAGCAUACCCAGAUGAAACUCAAAUAUGAAGACCGAAUCGCCCAGCUAGAGCGCGAGGUGGAAGCCCGCGGCGGACCCAGCCAGAACUCGCAGCACCACGGAGGCCCCUCGCAGCCUCAGCCACCCACCAUCGGCCAUGGACCUAGUAACCUAUUCGGCGGAAUCAUGGCAGGCAGCGCUGCGCAAGGUGGUCCAGGACUAGCACCUCCUCCACAAGAGCCACAGCAGCCCCAGGGCAUGCCACCACAUCUGGGUCCUCAGGGCCCACCAGGUCUGAAUCCGGCGCCUGGCCCCCCACAACAUUUUGGUGGCUAUCAGCCGGGCCCUUCGGUCAAUGGUUAUGGUCAGCCUCCGCAACCCACCGCCUCGCCUGGUGGUAAGCGCCCAGGCCCAGGUCCUGGCCCUGGCCGUGGUCCCCCGGGACCUGCAACCCCUCAGCAGAACAAUCCUGCCCCGUACCCUGGAUCGCCUCAAGUGCCGCGCCCAACACCUCCUCCGCAUCAUCAGCAGCAACAGAAUGCCUUGAUGGCCCAGAACCGCAUACCGCUCAGCCAGAGCAACGUACUGGCUGAUCUGGACAUUGAGCAGCUGCCAGAGAACCUGAAGAAGGAAGGCAGUGACUGGUUUGCCGUCUUCAAUCCUCAUUCUCGCCGCGUCCUGGAUGUCGACCUGAUCCACAAUCUGCCCCAUCAGAGUGUAGUGUGCUGUGUGCGCUUCAGUCUAGACGGGAGGUACGUUGCGACAGGUUGCAAUCGUUCGGCACAGAUUUUUGACGUCGAGACCGGAAAUCCUGUUGCCCAUCUUCAAGAUGGCAGUCUGCCCGAGGAUGGCGACUUGUAUAUUAGGAGCGUUUGUUUCAGCCCCAACGGUGCAUACCUCGCAACUGGCGCUGAGGACAAGGUCAUCAGGGUGUGGGACAUUGCAUCCCGCUCUAUCAAGCAUCAGUUCACCGGCCACGAGCAAGAUAUUUACUCGCUAGACUUUGCCAGGAAUGGCAAGAUCAUUGCAUCCGGAAGCGGUGACCGUAGUGUCCGUCUCUGGGAUCUCGAGAGCAAUUCGCAAGUGGCCAACUUCUCCAUCGAGGACGGUGUCACUACCGUGGCCAUCUCUCCAGACAACCUGUUUGUUGCGGCUGGAUCUCUCGACAAGAGUGUCCGUGUCUGGGACAUUCAAUCCGGCCAGCUUGUCGUUCGUCUUGAAGGCGAGCAAGGCCACAAGGAUAGUGUCUAUUCUGUUGCCUUUGCUCCUUCUGGGAACCGACUCGUCAGCGGCAGUCUUGACAAGACUAUCAAGAUGUGGGAGUUGUCUACAGCGAACCGCUUCAUUCCCGGACACCCUCCUAGUGGGAAGUGUAUCCGCACUUUCGAAGGCCAUAAGGACUUUGUGCUCAGUGUUGCGCUUACUCCCCAUGGCGAUUGGGUCCUGAGCGGUUCCAAGGACCGUGGUGUUCAGUUCUGGGAUCCUCAUACUGGUGUUGCGCAACUCAUGUUGCAAGGGCACAAGAAUUCUGUCAUCUCUGUUGCCCCGAGUCCCACGGGAGGCGUCUUCGCCACCGGUAGCGGCGACAUGCGCGCGCGAAUUUGGAGGUGA
Molecule: messenger RNA, 1788 nt
Organism: Cucurbitaria berberidis CBS 394.84
Lineage: Eukaryota; Fungi; Ascomycota; Dothideomycetes; Pleosporales; Cucurbitariaceae
Product: WD40 repeat-like protein
Exons: 7
Coding region: 1-1788 (595 amino acids)
Molecular function (GO): protein binding
Source: RefSeq, a predicted model, not a curated record